AUGAGUCAAACAGAGAACAGGAAGGAGCGUGCUUUGGUGGAGCAGUGCAGCCAGGAUCCCGUGUUUGGACCUUUUUAUGAGGUCACUUCCUCCCUGCUACAACCUGCAGCUCUGAGCCCAAACGGACUUCCUGCCUCCCGGGCAGAACCGGUUCUGGAGCAGACCUCCUCUAAGCGUCACACCUGCCUAGACUCCCCUGCAGGUUAUCCCAGUUCUGGUGAAAGCGGUCCCAGCUGUGCUCCCCGGGUCCAGGUCCGGGGGUGGUCCUCAGAACCGACCGCUUCCUGUUCGCACAGCAGAGGCCUUGUUCCGGACCCGGUGGCCUCUCCUGUUUCAGGAAGGUCUCUGGGGACGGGCUCUCGGGUUUCCUGCAGUAAGCGGCGGGUGGUUCUGGUCAGGCAGUCCUUCGCUGCCGACUCCUCGCCUGCGGAGCUCGGAAUGAACUUCCAGGAAAUGACCUCCCAGAGUUUCUGUGAGCCUCCUGGAUGGACGGACGGGUCGGACAGAACUCUGAGUCCGGCCUACCUGAGCCUAGGAUCAGAUGAAGGCAGCGCCACCGAGGUUUACUACAGCGCUCCAGAGGAGGAGGAGGAGGAGGAGGAGGGAGCGCAGCAGCCUGGGGGGGGGCUGACUGCUGGGACACUGAGGGGGGGGGCUGACACUGCUGAAGGAGGGGGGUCAGAAGGUCAGCUGCUGCUUCAGGGAAGCUCUGGGUUCAUCCUGGGAUCGACUCCUCAGAUUGAGGUGAGAGAAGAAAGCGGCUGUGUUCAGGAGGGGGGGCGCAGUGGGGAGGGGGGGAGGGAGGAGCUACCUGUCCCACCGGUUCUACAGGUAAACGAGCCGAAGGAAUGUGACUCGGAGCCGCCCUCCUCCGAUCCAGAGGAGGGAAACCGGGCCGCAGACCUGGAAACUGGAGCUCUCUGGAGGGGGGUGCAGAGCCUGCAGGGGAACCUUCUAGAUCCUGACGUCAGGAGAACCCAGGAACCUGAGGAGCAGCUCCCAGUCCAGGCAGGAGAGGAAGAGGAGCGCGCCUUCCUCGUCUCUGCAGCAGCAGGACGGAUACCUGACGCUGCUGCUGAGGGGGCGGGGACCAUGACUCAGAGCCGCCACUCAAACGCUGCAACGCAGCAGCAGGAGUCAGACGAGCCGUCGGCAGCCCGACCGCACGGACCUCCUGCCCUGGAUCCAGGUCACCGCCGCCUCAGCUUCCAGCCUCCAGCAGCAGAACCAGAACCGGACCACAUGAUGAGUUCGGGCCUCAGCAGCCUGAGCACCAAGCUGACCCUGAAGAACCCGUCUGCUCCCAGAGAGGAGGAACCCAAACCCCGCUUCCACAAAGUUUCUCUGGUGACCACAGAAACCACCUGCAGGUCCAGUUCUCCUGAUCCAGAACCCGAGUACCGAUGGAAGAACCGUUUUCAGGGAGUAACGCCGUUCAGGUCCAGCAGGACCUCCCUCCCUGACUCCUCCUCUCCUCUGCCUGAAGAUGAGCCAGACUCUCAUCUCAGCCCCUCCUCCUCUGUGUAUCUGAGCCCGUUGGGAGCAGAGGAAAGUGGGCGGGGCCUGCUAGAGGAGGAGGAGGGGCCAGGUGCAGGUGGAGGGGAGGAACGGCUGAAAGGAGAGACAGAGUGGAGAAUGUCUGAGCAGGAGCUGCAGCAGCUCCCUGCGUCCUCCUGCAGCCCAGAAGACGAAGACAGCAGCUUCAGCGGAGUCUUCACCGCCACCCUGGUGGACCUGGUCUCUGAUUCUGCACCCCCCCUCACCCCCCCAUCCUCCCCCGACGUGGACUCCCCCUUAAACGACAUGGACAGCCUGGUGGACACCCUGAAGAGCAUGGGACCCUCUCAGAGGCCCAGGGGCCCCGGCCUACGAGCUGCUCCUCCCGUCCUGGUGUCCUCCCUGCCCCCCAUCAAGGAGGAUGCUGUGAGCCCCCACCUCCCCGACCCGACCCCCUCCCCACUGAGGACAGAGGAGCCCCAGAACCCUCAGUACACGCUGCCAGCUGAGCUGGGCCUGAAGAGGAACGUGGCCAGAGACAGCCGGCCGCCGCUGGAGCUGAUGAAGAAGAACCAGGAGCAGAACUCCUCGCUGCCCAACGGAAGCGGAGCUCCCCCGUCUCCCACCACCAGCUCCCGCCUCGACAGCAGCGUCCUCUUCGGAGCGUACCGCUCCACAUCCUCGGACCAGAAGCUGGAAAACGGGAACGUCCAUCGGCCCCUGUUCCGCACCAGUUCCCUGCCGGAGACGGGGUCCCCUGCUGUGAGAAGCAGGGACCCCGGUGACACGGGGCCCAGUGGGAACCCAUCAGGGUCCCGUCUGGAGCGUCUCUCCUUCCUGGUGAACUCGUCGGGUUCCCUGAACGGAGCCGGGGACUCUGGUUCCUCUAGGAUCAGCCGGGGGCCCAGCCUAAACCUCGGCUCCCCCACCACCACCAGCCCCACUCGCCUGCUCAGCCCCACCACCUCCAUCGACCUGCACCGGCCCCUCGCCAUCUCGGAGCCCCUCCCGUUCAGCCAGGGGCCAGGGGUCCUGCAGAGGAGCCUCAGCUACGAGGGGCCGUCACAGACGCCUCCAUUCAACGGCCUACAGGGAGGGGCCCCCUUGGGUAGCAUUCAGGGAGGGCCCCAGUUUAAUGGCGUCCAUAACGGCCCCCGCUUCAACAGCCUGCUGGCGGGGCCCCAAAUCCAGCAAGAUGAACCAGACUGCAGCCUGAUGUCCAAAUACCGCGCCUUCCCAGACGCCUAUCUGACCAAAGAGAAGGAACACGGGAAGCUGAACCCUCGUCCAGGAAAGGUGAGAUUCAUCUAAACGGUCCAGGUGUUCCA
Cyprinodon variegatus (sheepshead minnow) is the source of this 2825-nucleotide messenger RNA. RefSeq lists its product as uncharacterized. The transcript is spliced from 5 exons. The record is from RefSeq and is a predicted model, not a curated record. Lineage: Eukaryota; Metazoa; Chordata; Actinopteri; Cyprinodontiformes; Cyprinodontidae. The coding region runs from base 1 to 2808 and encodes 935 amino acids.